UACAAAAUUUUAAGCGGUUGCAGCAAGUCGUGUUUUGGGUGCAAUUCAAGUGAUUAAGUCUUAUCAAGUAAAAGAGAAUGAAGUUGUGUUUAUCACUGGUGCUGCUGUUGCCGGCGCUGCUAAGCGCCGAAUUUUGUGGCACACCAACCGAUCCCAGCAUGUCGUCCAUACGUCCCAAUUUGUACCGGGGACAGCAGGAGUUCUCUGUGGCCAUGCUGGAUGCCAUACGUAAGGCGACGCCCAAUGAGAAUGUCUUCUUCUCACCCUACAGCACUUACCAUGCCUUAUUAUUGGCAUAUUUUGGCGCCACGGGGGAGACGGAACAGGAGCUGACCAAGACGCUACGAUUGAGCUGGGCACCGUCCAAGGAGGCUGUGCGUAGCGCAUAUCGCACGGAGAAGCAGGCCCGUGCUCUGCGAGCCAAGGAAAUGCCCUUGGAAUUCUCCUCCGCCGAUCGUCUGUACUUCGAUAAUCAGGUGAGCCUGGCCAGCUGCUUGGAUUCUCGUCUACACGACGAAAUUGUGCAGUUGAACAUCAGGGAUAAUGCGGAGCUGACGCGUCAGCAGAUCAACUCAUGGAUUGCCAAUGUUACACACGAUCAAAUCAAGGACAUGCUUGCCGCCGGCGAUAUCGACUCGCGCACUCAACUUGUGCUGGCCAACGCGGCCUACUUCAAGGGCCAGUGGUCUAGUCGCUUCAAUGCAGACAAGACCGAACAAAUGCUUUUCUAUACGUCAAGCGAAAACUAUUCCUUUGUGCCGAUGAUGAAGCAGAAGGGCAAUUUUCUCUUGAAUCCGGAUGAGCGCCUAGGUGCCCAUGUACUGCAGCUGCCCUAUCGCACAUCGAUGAAGGAAACCGAUGAGGAUUCGGAUAUAUCUAUGGUCAUUAUACUGCCACCCUUCAACACCGAUGCUCUGGAACGGGUACUGGCCAAGCUAAAUGCCGAGACGUUGGAGGCAGCACUCAAGGAAGCCUCGUCUCGCGAGAUUGAGGUUUCGCUGCCCAAGUUUGAGUUUGAGCAGCGUCUGGAACUCGUGCCGAUCCUGCGUGAAAUGGGCAUCAAUCAGAUAUUCGAUAGCAACGCCAGCUUCAAUGACUUUAGUACCGAGCAGAGCAUCAAUUUCGGUGAUGCCAAGCACAUGGCCAAGAUCAAGGUAGAUGAGGAGGGCAGCGUUGCGGCGGCGGCCACCGUUUUGGUUAGUUUCCGUUCGGCCCGACCCAUUGAACCUACCAAAUUUGAAUGCAAUCAUCCAUUUGUAUUCCUGAUUUACGAUCACAAAGCGAGUGCUAUUCUGUUUACGGGCAUCUAUCGUGAUCCCAAGACAAUGAAAUAAAUGCCACGCCCCCAUAGGAAGAUGCGUGUCAGUAUGCCAGUGCCGCGUGCGAGUGUGUGUGUGACUCCUGUAAUAAUUUAACUUACAAUCGCUAACCAAAUUUUGUCUCGAAUAAGCGCAAGGACCUUAAGCCUGUAAUUUUAUUUGUAAAAUAAAUUAUAGGAAUGUGUAUGAACAAACCAUUAUAACUUCUA
This is a messenger RNA of Drosophila novamexicana, 1528 nucleotides long. RefSeq names its product serine protease inhibitor 88Ea-like. The record is from RefSeq and is a predicted model, not a curated record. Gene Ontology annotation, molecular function: serine-type endopeptidase inhibitor activity. The coding region runs from base 78 to 1334 and encodes 418 amino acids. NCBI's taxonomy places the organism in Eukaryota, Metazoa, Arthropoda, Insecta, Diptera, Drosophilidae. The transcript has 3 exons.